AUGGAACUCCACUACAUAAACACUGGAUUUCCAUACACAAUCACAGAGAGCUUCAUGGAUUUCUUUGAGGGUCUCACUUAUGCUCAUGCUGACUUUGCUCUUAUGGAUGGCUUUCAGGAUCAGGGUAAUCCGUACUGGGCAAUGAUGCAUACAAACUCAUACAAGUAUGGAUACUCUGGUCCUGGGAACUAUUACAGCUAUGCUCAUGUCUAUGACAUAGACGACUACUUGCAUAGAGCUGAUGGUGGGCGCAGAGUAUGGGAUAACACUACACCUGCAAACAAUGUGGACUCUGCCAAUGUUGUCCUGCAGGGCAGUGAAGCUCCCCGCACAACUGCAAAUACUACUACCGAGGAAUGCAUCCAACAGGUACACCAAAGUCCAGGUAGUCCUCAGGUUGUUUGGCAAGACAACAUUGACCCUGACAACAUGACAUAUGAGGAACUGUUGGAUUUGGGUGAGGUAGUUGGAACCCAGAGCCGUGGUCUCUCCCAAGAACGCAUUUCGUCGCUUCCUGUCACGAAGUACAAGUGUGGUUUCUUUUCAAGGAAGAAAACACGGCGUGAAAGGACUUUCCUUUGGGUGUCAGGUGUGAUUUGCCAAAUGGAGUACAGGAGAGGAAAUUUGCAGAUGACACUUCCAUGCAAGCAUGUAUACCAUGCCAGCUGCGUGACAAGAUGGCUUAGCAUAAACAAGGCAUGCCCUGUUUGCUUUGCAGUUCCUGGCGACGAACCUAAGAGGCAAUGA
Miscanthus lutarioriparius is the source of this 747-nucleotide messenger RNA. The record is from the annotation of a GenBank genome assembly. NCBI's taxonomy places the organism in Eukaryota, Viridiplantae, Streptophyta, Magnoliopsida, Poales, Poaceae.